Monomorium pharaonis (pharaoh ant) is the source of this 3105-nucleotide messenger RNA. RefSeq names its product probable cytochrome P450 304a1. Gene Ontology annotation, molecular function: monooxygenase activity; oxidoreductase activity, acting on paired donors, with incorporation or reduction of molecular oxygen; iron ion binding. The transcript is spliced from 7 exons. Lineage: Eukaryota; Metazoa; Arthropoda; Insecta; Hymenoptera; Formicidae. Bases 1192 to 2700 code for a protein of 502 amino acids. The record is from RefSeq and is a predicted model, not a curated record.
AAAUUUUUCCGAAAAACGUUUCAAUUCUUAUAAAAAAUCGGAACAUUUAUUAGAAAUUCUGAAAAAAAUUUUUUUAAUUUUGUUUGAAAUAUCUACUUGGAGAAGUUCUAAUGAAUACUUUAAGAAGUUCUGAGGAAUUUCAACAAAUAAUUUUGUAUAAAUACUUUGAGAAGUUCUGAGGAAUUCGAAUCAUGGUACAUGUAACUUCCUACGUUAUUCUUAAAGCAUUCUUCUAUGAAUUCCUAAGGAAUUACUGUUCAGAAAAAAAGAAUACUUUAUAAAAUCUUUAAAAAGAAACUGUACUAUCUGGGAAUAUGUUACAUAUAUGACAUUAAAAAUCGAUAUAGUUUAUCUUUAUAUAAGAAGUUAAGAUUGGUUCAAAGAAUAAACAACUAUAUAAUCGACUGACUAGCUACCCAGCGAGAAACAAUAAUAAAUUCGACAUCAAUUCGACGUCGAAUUGACAUUAAAAUAAUGAUUUCGAUGUUGAAUCAAUGUCGAUUUAAUGUACUAUUUCUUACUGGGUAAAUUCCUUUAUUAAGUUAAACAAUUACGACAUUUUGAUCGUGGAAUUUAGUCCUUCUCAAGAAAUUACAAAUUAAUUAAUUGCGAGAUUACAAUCGUUAAAAAAUCCGUGACAGCGAAUUUGCAGAUCUAAAAUUAUAAAGAACAUAUAUAAAGUACGCCAUAAAAAGUCAUUCAUUUGGAUUUACGUGUCUCAUUGUCAGUCAAUGCUGAAACGAUGAAUAUAAUAAAGAUAAAUUAAAUUCAUUUAAACUUUGAACCGAGAAGUCACAAUAGGAUUAUAUUGUCGUCAAGCGUGUAUGAGCGCAAACAAGCGUCUGAAUAGUUCUGUACACUAUCGAAUUACAUUAUCGAAUGCUAGAAGUAAACAUUACGUGGAUUUUAUUACCGUGUUAUAGACACUGUUUAAAUUUUCAGCGUCUUUUUUUAAAUUUACGAUAUUAGGAUUCUUCUUUAUGAAGAACAUUUCGACAAUCACUAUUUUUCUUCUAUUAUUUUCGUAAUGUAAAAUGCAAGCAUCAUUUAACAAUGAACCACGAGUUCGAUUGGCAAUCCCCGUAUAUUUAAUCUUCUCUUAUCUCCCCUUCCCGUCUGCCAUUGCGUAUAACGACCUAAAAAUCUAUACAGAUCCGUGAAGCAAUUAUUUAGUAACCAUCUGUUCGAAUCAUGUCGCCGCUCUUAAUCGUAAUAUUUAUACUUCUUUUGGUGUAUAAACUAUACAGAUUUGCUUACGAUAAACCGCCUAACACACCUCCAGGUAUUAUAAGAGUUCCGAUAGGAGGAUCCUACUGGCUAUUGUUAUGGGGAAACUAUAAAUUCCCACAUUUGACCCUUGACUAUUAUGUCAAGAAAUUGAACUCGAAGAUUAUCAGCUGCUAUAUGGGUAGUGUCUUUGUAGUAAUAGUGAACGAUUAUGAAAGCAUAAAACAAGUACUCGGUCGAGAUGAAUUUGAUGGACGAGUUACGAAUGCGGAUUUUAUAAAAGAUAGAGCUUUCGGGAAAGAAUUAGGUAUUUUUUUUAUUGACGGUCCGAAAUGGCAUGAACAGAGGAGAUUUGCCCUUCGUCAUAUGCGCGACUUUGGAUUCGGUCGACGCCAGGAAAAGCUCGAGAGCGAAAUCAUGGAUGAGAUGUCCCUCCUCCUAGAUAUCAUGAAAAAUGGAUCCAUUUACGAUCAAGAAAAGGAAAUAUUAAAAGGUAACUUGGCGCUUUUCCCAGACAUCCUAUAUGCAUCAUCGGGUAACAAUAUAUGGAACAUUAUGUUCGGUCACAGAUUUGACAGAAGCGAACACGAUACACCCCGACGUCUGUGUCGUGCAGCUGUGAUGUUUCAACAGGCAAACGAUACAACCGGUGGUGCUAUUUUCCAGCGACCAUUCUUGAAAUACUUUGGUAAUAUGUUCGGUUAUAAAAAUCAUAUGAAGGCAAGCAAUACAAUGACGAAUAUCAUAAAAAAAUAUCUGGAAGAUCGGAAAAGUUUUCUCAGUGAGAAUGAUGACCAAGGAUUCGUCGACAGAUAUCUAAAAAAAUUGAACGAAGACAAGUCGGAUAGUUUCUCCGAAGAUCAAUUAAUCAUUUUGUUAAUUGAUAUGAUGUUUCCUGCUUUCUCCGCAAUACCAGGCGUUAUUACUCAUGUUAUUAAGUAUUUGAUGCACUAUCCCAGAGUAAUAGAAAAAGUAAGAAACGAGAUAGAUAGUGUCGUCGGAAUCGGACGACUGGCUACAUGGGACGAUAGAAAAAAUUUGCCCUAUUUGGAGGCGACAAUACGAGAAACGAUGAGAAUUGAAACGGUUACGCCUCUCGGUAUAACACACAGAAGCGUAAAAACAACUACAUUAGGAGGAUACGAGAUACCAAUAAACACACCAAUUUUUGCUAACUUGGCAGCGAUGCAUCACGAUCCUGACUUGUGGGGUGAUCCUGAAGUUUUUAGACCAGAAAGAUUUCUGAAGAAAGAUGGACAAUUAGCCAAAGAUAUUUCGCUCCCUUUUGGUUUUGGUCAUCGGUUGUGCACAGGAGAAACUUAUGCCAGAUACAACAUGUUUGGGACGUUGGCUCUUUUGUUACAGAAUUUUAAUUUUUUCUUCGUUAAAGGUGAACCAUCGAACCUCAAGGACAAAAUACCGGGCAUAACCGUCUUUCCCAAAGAGCUGUGGAUACGCUUUGAACCACGUUAAUAUUCGUUAUUUUUUAAACAAACAAGUAAUUGGCACGUCUCUAAUCAGUUCGAUACGCAAAUAACAAAUUAUUACGCAGUACCAAAUAUAGGUCAUAGAAUACAUGUGUAUGUUAAAAAUUAUCUUUAAUUUGAUAGAGAGAAAUUUUUGUUUGAUAAGAACAUAUGUGUUGAUAAGUCGCGUGUAAUGCACAAUUAUAUUAACUUUUAUCGUCUGCUCUUAGCUGCUAACAGAAUUGCGAAAUUAACUUAUGAGAUUUCGAAUGCGCAAUUAAUUAUUAACAACCAAUUUAAAAAGAAAAAACAAAGGGAUUUUCAAUGUCACAUCAUAUAUCUAAACAUUACAAAUUUAUUUCACAAAUAAAGAUGAAAGUGAUUACACUGUACCAUAUUAAUUACAAAAAAA